UGAAACCUUUUUAAUUAGCAUUGAAAUACCUAAAAUGGCAGGAACGAAGGUAACCCUGAAGCUUUUGAUAGACACAAAGCGCCAUCGAGUCCUCUUCGCGGAAGCAGACAAGCAAUUUGUUGAUUUCCUCUUUAGCAUUUUUACUCUGCCGGUCGGGACUGUCACCAGGCUCUUACAGAAGAAAAACAUGGCAGGCUGCUUGCAUAGCCUGUACGAGAGCAUAGAGAAUUUGAGCGAUAUUUACAUUCAGCCAGACCAAGACAAAGACUUUCUGCUAAACCCAAAAAUAGCCAUUUCUGGUGCUCAAGUCCCUCUCCUCUUGCCACGCGUUGAGAACUCAGACACAGACAGGAAAUUUUACAGGUGUAGCGGCUACAACAACUGCAAUUACGUGGCUAAUGACCCCAGAGCAAAUUGUCCUUCGUGCAGGAAUCCAAUGACCACCGAGCAAAGUUACGUUGAGCACUCAUGCACAGACAUGAAAUUUUAUAGGUGUGGCAGCUGCAGCAAUAGCUGUAAGUCCGUAGCUAAUGACCCUAGAGCACAUUGUCCUAGGUGCAGGAAUCCAAUGACCCGAGAGGUAAAUUACGUAGAGUACCCACCAAGGGAUAUCAACAAGAACAAGGCAGCCUCCUCCUCUAGUGAGGGAGGUUACGUGAAAGGGUUGAUUACUUACAUGGUUAUGGAUAAUCUUGACGUCAAGCCCAUGUCCACCAUCUCUGCUAUCUCUCUACUUAGCAAAUUUAAUGUCACUGACGUAGGGGCUGUUGAGGAGAAGGUGGUAAAUUUCGGCAUGGAUGAGGGUGUGAAAUUGCUCGUGGCUUCUUUGCAAUCGAAGACUGUUCUGACUGAUGUCUUUUUGCCGAAGGAUCGGAUCUAUACUGUUAAUGAGUAAUUCAAGAUGUUGAAUGAAGGCACUGUUGCUUCUUAUUAUUGGUCUUUUAAUUUCGAGAGGCAACAACUCUGUGCGAUAAUUGAUCCAAAAAAGUAUAUUUGAAUGGUAUUUUGGUGUUUUAGUCGUCGCAACCAUGUUUCUCAUGUUAUGUUUCAUGACCUUGUACUUUCUAUUUUAAUCUAA
Corylus avellana is the source of this 1078-nucleotide messenger RNA. NCBI's taxonomy places the organism in Eukaryota, Viridiplantae, Streptophyta, Magnoliopsida, Fagales, Betulaceae. The record is from RefSeq and is a predicted model, not a curated record.